Eimeria acervulina is the source of this 4641-nucleotide messenger RNA. RefSeq lists its product as hypothetical. NCBI's taxonomy places the organism in Eukaryota, Apicomplexa, Conoidasida, Eucoccidiorida, Eimeriidae. Bases 1 to 4641 code for a protein of 1546 amino acids. Gene Ontology annotation, molecular function: protein binding. The record is from RefSeq and is a predicted model, not a curated record. The transcript has a single exon.
AUGGACUCUGCCGGUGCUGAGCCCCUGUCUGGGCUCCGCUCACUGGUUGCCAAGGUCCUGGGCGCCACCGACUCCACCGCCAAAGAGUCAGAAGUGGCUCCCACAGCAGGAAAAAAGGAAGCUUCGGAAGAAGAACCAUGUAAAGGACAAAAAUGGUUGAGUCACUUUGCAGCCGUCGCUCCCGAACACAUCAAGCGGUGGACAAACCCAGCCGACGGAACCGGGAAUAUUCCGUACGAGCAGCUCGUCGAAAACCUCCAGAAAUUCAACAUCCCAGCGAGACACGCCUCCGAAUACACCCUCGCCCAGAUAUUAGGCGUCGAACCAGUUCCCCAGGAGCCCACUCAUGACGAAGUCAUCAGCAUUCCCCCGCAAGCGCCCACACGGACUGUCACGGCUCGCCCCCACAAACUCGGCCCCCAAGCCGCUGCUUAUCUCGGCAGAAAACAAGAUCCCGAAUUCACCCAAGUAAUUCCGGUGCGUGAGGUAACUAAGGCCUUUGUGGGACCCGUGCGGGAAAGAGUCGGAGCCUUAAGUGGGGAAGCCGGCAAGAUGCUGAAGAGACCGGCGGAAACUUCAGAAGUGCCCCCCGAUUACGUCGAAGUUGUUGGCAGUAAACAGGUUCGUGCUAUCGGCUGCGCUGUGAACGUUAUAAGUCGCCAGAGCAGCAGCUCUUCAGCCGUUGAACGCGCAGCUGGCCGCCUAAGAUCUGAAUUCACUUCUGGGAGGCCAUCUCCAAUAUAUCUGGAGCCUGUCAUAAACCCUAACGCAGGCAGAUGUGGGACUUCUAGGGGAGAUUCCACUGAGGUUGGAUGCGCAGCAACUGCAAAGUUCAUCGCAAACAUCCCCAAACGACCACCUGGCAAGGUAGAUGUCAACUCGAUUCAUACAAAAGAAGAUAAAGAUGUGUACGAUGCUCUGCACAAGCCAGUUGUAUACACCAUGGGUACCUAUGUGUGGUCAAAGGAAGAGGCUGAAAAAGGCACCGCCCAUCCAACCGACCUUCCUCCAGUAGACGCUUGCUUCAGCAGACUUUGUCAGGAAAUGUUUUAUCCAAAAGGGAAAAAUUCAGGCGAAAGUGUGCCGGCUGUGAAGACGAAGCCAACGAAAGAGGGCAGGCCAGCUGAACAAGCCACCAUUUUUCUCCCGGAAAUAUUGGAAAUGUGCAAGAAAUCGAGGAAGGAGCUUGCAUCUGUUCCUCAGAGCCUUGUUGAGACUCGCGACGAUGCAUCGGUAGGCGGCAAAGGGCUCUUCGCCACUACUCAGGUCAAAAAGGGUGAGGUUGUAUUUGUCGAAAUGCCUUUGCUAACUUGUGAUAUUGAGUCUGAGUCGAUGUGGACGACAUUUAUGAACCUCACUAGCGAACAAAAGGCCGCAUUGGACUCUCUUCAGGGGUUCCAUUCGGACCUUUCGGAAGAUGAGUCUCUAUGGUGCAUUCUCGUGGCAAGGGCCAAUAAACGCAUUGACCUAGCGAAGCCUUUCAAGUCGUUCCUUGCGAAGAUGAAGCGAAAUGCUCAUGGGUUGCCUUCCAGUGGCAGCUGGGGCCUCUAUCCAAAAGCCGCCAUGGUGAAUCACUCGUGCGAGCCCAAUGUCACCUACCGAAACCUGGAUGGGCUCUUGGUUUAUUUUGCCACCCGUGAUAUUUCACUUGGAGAGGUAAUCUCGAUGACAUACAUCGACCAGCUCUACGCCUCAGCUUCCUUCCGCAGCAAAAGGCUCCUGCAGACUAAAUGCUUCACAUGUAAAUGCACCCGCUGUGGCUCUAUGAACGAGAAGGAAAGGCGGAUUCUUUGCCCUUCCUGCCGCCCUGUCAAGCUUAAGAUUGUCGACCCCCAGUCAGAAGCCCUUGCUGCUUCCCCAUCAAAUAGCUUGCGUAGAGGGGGCAGCGAGAAACCUGAGGGUGCUAAUGGUGAACUGGAGGGUGCGAAAGGCGCUCCUUCAGGGCUGGCCAACAUAGACGUCGAAAACACUUCUGCUCAGGCUUUCGCCGAUGAUGGCAGCAAGAUCACCCUGCAAUCAAGCGAUGACGAGGCGGAGCGCUUUGCAGCAUGCAGGGACUCAACACCGGAGGACGAGGAGGCCGACAUAUCGGAUGGUGGGCAGCUGCUGUCGGAAUCUAGGGACGAAGAGCAAAGCGACUUCGGUGAAGGCUCCUUGGAUAGCGAUGAACGCACCAGAGGAUCCAAUGAACUCUCCGACAGCGCUUCUAAUAGCGACCGCUCACCUGGGGAACUUUCCGACUACGAAUCAAAGACGAGUCAAAAAUUGAUUGGUGAGGGCAAGAUGAAGAGUGCCUCUGGAUCACUGAAGCUGUCUAUUUACGCUAUGAAUUCAAUGGGAAGCAGAAGCACUGACAUGGGCCUGGGAGAUUCACAAAGUGAAGAGCAGACGUCUCGCUCCAUCAGCAACGCCUGCUCCGGCUCUUCUGAUGUCAUGGAUGGAUCCCUACAGCUGGACGUACCUCCUCCAAUGUACUGCCAGAGGAACAGCAGUGGCAUUUGGGUAUGCGGAAGCUGCAAAAGCCGCUUCACAGACGACGACAUGCCGAUUGGCAUGGAAGACUACUUCGAGAGGCUCUACUUAGAGUUGCAGAGUAAAUUCAACUUUCCCACAACGCCACAGUGGACAGUUGAUGUGGGCUCUUUAAUCAAGAGCAUUGAGGCUGUCUUGGGGACGCACCAUUGGCUGUACGCGGCUUGCAAUCUGCUGCUUGCUCAACUAUAUCUUGGACAGUGGGUAGGAGGCACUGUCAAGGACUCCAUUUUUGACAGAUCGCUCAAGCAUGCAGAAGUCUUUAUUAAAUUCGUGGAAUCAACCACAAGGGAGGCGCUUCACGUUGAUUGUGCCCCUUUAUUGGCCUCUCUGAUGAGGGUCCUUCUGUUCAACGGUCGGUGGUCCACAUUCGAGGAAUGGGUUAAUAAGGGGAGACUUGAAAUAGUAAAGGAUUGCCUGGGCUCAUGGGAUGAGGCCUCCGUAGCUUUUUCUCAGGCUCAUGUGUACUUGCAGCGGUGCCACGAAAAAGGUGAUCUACCCCAACUUUCUAUUUUGCACCGAUAUGCUCACACUGCUCAGUAUACCAUUACCCAAGCUGCAGAACAACUUGAGAAAAAAGAAUCAGAACGAAAGACGGCACUGGAAGAGGCAACUCGGGAACAAGAGAAGAGACGCCAGGCAGAGGAAGAACGCCUCAAAGCGUUGAAGGAGAGGAACAAGACACUAAAGGAGCGUGUUGAGUAUAUGAAGGCACAAGCCGCUGCUCGGGCCAAAAAGAUAGAAGAUGUGACUAGCUCUCAUAAGGAUGGAGUUCUUGCCAAGUUCAUGCUAGCCGGUGUAGAUAGAUGCAUUAUAAACGAUGCGUCAGUGGCUGUCCAGCGGGCCCACCAAUACGCAAAGGAGAUGCAAGAAGCGGCCGUACAGGGUCGUCAGCUUUAUCCAGGGAGCAUGGCUGCUGAAAUGGCAUAUAUGCCUCCACAAGGAGUGAUGCCGUCUUCCUAUUUGCCGCUUAUUAUGCUGGAUGAUCCCCUCAGAGCUAUUCCGGAGAAGAGCAGGCAGGCGCGUCAAAGGCGAGCAGCGGCCGCACGCGAGAAAGCAAUAAUGAAUGAACGCUACGCGAAGCAGGACUUAGACUUUGAAGAAGAUGAAUCCGUGUGUGAAGAGGUGACAGAGAAUGUUGAGAGCGGUAACGACGUCAAUGAGCGGACUAUGAUAUACCGAAUUCCGGGACUGUCAGGCACUGCUCCCGGAGAGUUCGUAAACGUUUCUCAAUUGCUGCAUGAUGAAAAGGGAAAUCAUGCGCCACUUCCCCUCUUCAAGUCAUUCUUUUACAUUGACUCGGCUGAGCGCAGGCGCUCGUUGAAGCCUGAAGACCAGAGCAGCUUGAUUGUUCUGGGGCAGUCUGGCUCCCCUCCAACGCUGUCAGACGAAAAGCUUGAAGACAUUGAGGCGGCGAAGUACAACUACCUCCAUGAAGAGCGACGAAAAUUCGAGAAUGAUGUUAGGUCUGGUGUUCUUCUGGCAGCAGCUGAAGCGGGUGCGCUUAAAGAUGACAGCAAGCUGGUGGAUGUGGUGGACGCAACAAACAAAGUCAUUCAAAAAAUGGUACUUCAAGAAGCAAAGGCUGAACGGGCUCUUGAAGAGGCUCGGUAUGCACUGAAGGGCAUGGAACCCCCCAAGCGGCCUUCUAUCGGAACAGUCACUGUGGUUAAACCAACACAAGAUGCCAUUUUGGAUGCCAAGCCGCAGGCGCACACCACAGUAGGCGUGAGCCAAGAAACAAUUCCUGAGGAACCGAAGCCCGCACCCGUAAACACAACAACAAUGCCUGCUGUAUGGGAAUACGUUCCUUCUCAUGACCCGGAGAAAGGUCCUACUGUGUUCCUAUAUCCUCCAAAGGGCCCACAGGCUCCAAGUGCCCCGGAAGUUCAUUGCAUCGCCAACUCACGCAACGAGGAGUCCAAGCAAUAUAUGAACAGACGCAUCCUUAAACCACUAGACUUUUCGCGCAUACCCCCACCACCAAAAGUUGAAGAUCUCGUAGGGUCCCUGGGUAAUACUCAUCUACAGUAUAAGAUGGCUCGCAUCAACAUGAUUAAACAACGUUACGUCUCGGCCUCUCCUACCAGGAAAGCCAGUGAAGAAUGA